AUGGCGCCUAAGAAGGGCUCUGCGUCCCGGAAAAAUCCACCUUCGAAAAAGGUGACCCAAACGGUCCCGGACAGUGAGCACAUUGUAUUCACCAACAGCCAGAAUGAGAAGAAGAAACGGGACGAAAGGGAGCCCGAAGGCCCACCACGGCCAGACCCUCGAAAGGUCAUAGGGGGUGCCUCUUGGACUGGCAAAUUGCCCAUGAACCUCUUGUCAGAGCAUUGUCAACGCCAGAAAUGGAAUAAGCCAGAAUAUCAGAGCCGCCAGGUGCCGACUGGCAGCAAUGGCGAAAAAUUGCAUCGGUGCUGGGUUGUGUUGUCUAAGUCAGAUCCGAAAACACGGGAAGUUACAAAACUGCCUGCGUUUCAACUCCCAUCAACCCACGCCCAUCUUGCAGACCAGCCAUCCGCUCUUGAGGCUCGCCACUUCGCGGCGGCUUAUGCUUUAUUUCGUCUAUGUAGCAUGAAGAACUUGGCGAUGGCACUUCCUCCCACCUAUCGUGAUCUCUGGAAGGGUGAAUUCCCGCGCCUCAAAGAGGACGACAUCAAGGAAGGCCGGGCGUGGAAGUACGAUGCCGAUCCAUUCGCGGCAGAAGCCAAAAGACAGGAAAUCAAGGCAGACAUAGAGAAACGGAGACAGGGACAGGCGACAAAACCACCAAAACUGGACUCCCUCAGCCUCGUAAGCCCAGGCUCAUCUAACCCGAACUUGAAGGGAUGGAACCAUGCACCAAAGAUUGAGCUGGGUGAGAGCGUCCGCUCACGGAUCGAAGCAAUGAUCAGGACACGAAGCAUUUGGAAUCCCAACAAUGUGAGGAUUUCGCAGGCAUCAAGAAGGUCGAUUGUUUCAGAUUUGAUGAAGUCUGGGUUUAAAGCCAGUCACAUCGAGGAAGCUCUGGACUACUGUGGAAGCCGAGAAGAGGUACUGGAGUGGCUCCUGACGCAUGUUCCUGAAGACUCCUUGCCCGCGUGGAGCUUUCCUCCAGGUUAUAGCGCUGGAGUCACCCUUGUCAGCAGCAACUUGGCAACGGAUGCGAAAAUCAAGCGCUUGGCAGAGGGUGGUUACUCGACUCAGCUCUGCGUUCAAGCAUUGCGCGACAACGAUGGGGAUGAGGGAUUAGCCCUAGAGGCGCUCCAGGCGCGACUUGUUCCUCCGCAGCCUGACAGCUGGGACACGACUAACACGGACGAGAACACUUGGGCUGAAGAAAUGACCACUUUGGAAGCCAUACUCGAUGAAAGAUUCUCACUGGACAAGCCCGAUCAAUGCUCGAUUAGAGCAGAUCCAAGCUCCAACGUUUCAGCGACCUUCCAAUUUCGAUGCCCGACGUCUGGCUAUCCAAACUCGUCUCCGCCAAUCAUUCUGAUCAAAGCUCCCACGUUGCCAAGUUAUGUUCGUCUCAGCAUCACAAAGAGGGCAACAAUCUACGCUCAGGAGAAUCUCCUAGGUGAUCAGAUGAUAUUCAGUCUACUGGAAUGGCUUGAGACUUCAAUACCAAGCAUUGUCGCCAAUCCGGGCCGGCUGAGUGAUUUAGAAAUCGUCUCUUCUUCACUGAAAGCUCGAUCUGAUAUCGUUGAAUUUCGAGCACAGCCUGGACCCCAUAAGGGAAAGACAAAAGAGCGGGCGUACCUCAAAGAUGUGAGAACCGACAAAGCAAUACUAGACGCAUGGAUGUCCCGGCAGCGUACCGAGGCACAAGAGAAGAUGAAUGCAACUCGGAGAGCGCUACCGGCAUGGGCUAAGAAGGACUCCAUAAUGGAGGCGGUCAAUCGAGCUCAAGUCACCUUGAUAACAGGUGAGACCGGUUCGGGAAAGAGUACGCAAGCCAUUCAGUUCAUCCUGGACAAAGCCAUCCAAGACAUGAAAGGUGCUACCGCCAAUCUCAUAUGUACUCAACCAAGGCGGGUUGCUGCGCUGUCACUUUCUGAUCGGGUGAGUGCAGAACGAUGCACCAUCGAAGGAGACGAGGUGGGCUACAAUAUCAGAGGCGAUUCCAAGGUGUCCUCUAGGACUAAAAUCACAUUCAUGACCACUGGUGUCCUUCUGCGCAGACUGCAGAGCUCGACAGGUAUCCAAUCAGCCUUGUCCAACGUCAGCCAUGUCUUUGUGGACGAAGUGCAUGAGCGAUCACUGGAUACAGAUUUCCUGCUAGCACUCCUACGCGAUGCCAUGACAGCGCUUCCGCACCUCAAGAUCGUGCUGAUGAGUGCAACACUCAAUGCGGACACGUUUGCUGAAUAUUUCGGCGGCGAUCGUGUCGUAAGCAGAGUGCACAUCGAGGGGCGUACGUACCCGGUGCAAGACUUCUACCUUGACGAUGCUGUGCGGCUUGUCAACAAAGGAGGUCAGCAGCGUGCUGGUGACGAUGGAAGUCCGUCUCAACUGGAUGUCGGCAAGGCCAUCCAGAACUUGGGCAUGGGUAUCAGUUACCAGCUAAUCGCGUCUCUGGUGCACGUUAUUGACGAGGAACUGGGCGCUUCUACAGGAGCUAUCUUGAUCUUCAUGCCUGGAACAAUGGAGAUAGAUCGGUGCCUCAGGACACUGAGGGACUCUCCCAAGAUCCUCGGUCUACCGCUCCACGCUUCUCUCACACCUUCUGACCAACGCCUGGUAUUCAGACCAGCACCUCGCGGCAAGAGAAAAGUAGUGGUCGCCACCAAUGUUGCCGAGACGUCGAUCACGAUUGAAGAUAUCGUGGCGGUGAUCGACUCGGGGAAAGUCAAGGAGACACAUUACGACCCCACGUCCAACAUUGUUCGUCUCGAAGAAGUGUGGGCCUCGCAGGCCGCAUGUAAGCAACGCCGCGGUCGAGCUGGCAGAGUACAGGCGGGCAAAUGCUACAAGCUAUUUACCAAGAACGUCGAGGCCAACAUGGCGCCUGCAGCUGCGCCCGAGAUGCAUCGCACGCCGCUGGAGCAGCUUUGUCUCUCUGUGAAGGCCACCGGGUCGGAUCACAAUGUGGAAGAAUUUCUGGCGAGAACCAUCUCGCCGCCGGAUAGUCGUGCCGUUGCCACAGCGAUCAAGGUGCUACGACGGAUGGGAGCACUGGAGAACGACAGUCUGACCGGUCUGGGGACAUAUCUGGCCAUGAUCCCGGCCGACCUACGCUGCGCCAAACUACUGAUAUAUGGCGUACUAUUCGACUGUCUGGAGCCAUGUCUGACAAUCGCCGCGAUCCUGACGACAAAGAGUCCUUUCGUCUCUCCACGAGAGAAGCGUGACGAAGCGAGACAGGCGCGGACAUCUUCUUUCCCCGUCGCCGAUGGGGACCUGCUGCUUGAUAGCGCCGCGUUCGAGCAGUGGAAAGACGUCUCCUCGAAUCUCGGAUACAGAGAUGUCCAGGACUGGUGUUCGACCAAAUUCCUCUCCCAGCAAACACUGCGCGACAUCGACUCGACGAGACGGCAGCUGCUCGAUUCUUUGAUUGAAACGGGUCUUCUACCCGCCGGAUACCGGGGCGACUCGUCGUCGUCAUUGCACAACCAUAACAGACGUAACACGAUGCUAUUGCGUGCUCUCAUCGCAGGCGCAUUGAAUCCACAGAUCGCCCGCAUCCAGAUGCCGGAUAAGAAAUACAUCGCAUCAAUGACGGGCGCGAAGGAACUGGACCCGGAUGCCCGCACGAUCAAGUACUUCAACGAAGAGAACGGACGGGUAUUCGUGCAUCCCAGUAGCGUGCUCUUCGACGCCCAGAGCUUUUCUGGCGGAGCCGGGUUCGUGAGCUACUUCGCCAAAAUGGAGACGAGCAAAACUUUCAUCAGAGACCUCACCCCUUUGAAUGCGUACGCGUUGCUGCUCUUCGGCGGGCCUGUCGAGGUGCAGACCUCAGGUGCAGGCAUCUUGGUGGACGGAUGGCUGAAGUUGCGCGGAUGGGCCAGGAUUGGAGUGUUGGCCUCGAGAUUGCGGGCUUUGCUUGACGAUGAGUUGAGGAAGCACAUUGACUCGCCGAGCGCUGUGGCCGAUGAUGGGGGCCUCUUCAACAUUGUGAGGCACCUUGUUGAGUUGAAUGGUCAAGAUAAAUAG
Molecule: messenger RNA, 4023 nt
Organism: Capronia coronata CBS 617.96
Lineage: Eukaryota; Fungi; Ascomycota; Eurotiomycetes; Chaetothyriales; Herpotrichiellaceae
Exons: 1
Coding region: 1-4023 (1340 amino acids)
Cellular component (GO): intracellular anatomical structure
Molecular function (GO): RNA binding; ATP binding; protein binding
Source: RefSeq, a predicted model, not a curated record